This is a messenger RNA of Bipolaris maydis ATCC 48331, 1978 nucleotides long. Lineage: Eukaryota; Fungi; Ascomycota; Dothideomycetes; Pleosporales; Pleosporaceae. The record is from RefSeq and is a predicted model, not a curated record.
CAGCAGACUCCUUCACCAAGUACCUUACUCCAUGACCAGUUGCCUCCUAUCCUGGGGCAAGCUUUCCAGGAGUGUUCUGCGACCAUGUCUGACAACGAAGGCCCCCGCCGCGACCACGCCUCGUCGAAUGGCGACCGAGGCGACAAGAAGCGCAAAUGGGCAGAUCGCGAUCGCAGAAAUGCCGCGCGAGGAGGUGGUGGACGCCAACAGCAUGGAAGCCGUCCGAAUAAGAAGAGAAAUAUGGGGCGUAAGGAGCAUAAUUCUUCCCAAUUAGAUCGACGGGAUCGCAAUGCCGAACAGCAAGCCAAAUAUAAAGAGCAGGACGAGAAUGGCGAAAAUGAGCGACCUGCUCUACCCGCGGCUUUUCCUGCUGAAGAGGUCGAGGCCGAGGAGCGCAGGCCGAAGCGCAAAGUCGCAGUCAUGAUUGGUUAUUCAGGCACUGGCUACAAGGGCAUGCAGAUCGACAACAAGCAGAAGACGAUUGAAGGCGAUCUGUUCAACGCUUUCGUUGCGGCCGGCGCAAUCUCCAAGGCGAACGCAUCUGACCCGAAGAAGUCGUCCCUUGUGCGUUGCGCUCGUACUGACAAGGGUGUGCACGCUGCCGGCAACGUUGUAUCGCUGAAAUUGAUCAUCGAGGAUGAUGACAUCCUCGAAAAGAUCAAUAGCCAUUUGCCCGACCAGAUCAGGGUCUGGGGUAUCCAGCGAACGAUCGGCUCCUUCAGCUGCUACCAGGCGUGCGACUCGAGAUGGUAUGAAUACCUUAUUCCAACACACUCGUUCCUCCCACCACACCCUUCGAGUUACCUGGGCAAGAAGCUGGAAGAAUAUGCAGAGAAAGAGAACGACCUAGAGGGGUACCGUAAGAGGCAAGCCGAGGUCGCAGACUUUUGGCCUGAAGUCGAGGAGAAGCACAUUAAACCUAUCUUGGAGUCUCUGGAUGAUUCAAUACGGCCACUCGUUCUGGAAGCACUUUACAACGUUGACGCUGUAGAUGCAGAGCCAGAUGAGGUUAAGCAAGCCAUCGACACGAUAGAGCAGAAGGAACCCAACGUCACUCUCGAUAACUCCACCGACGGCACGCGCCCUCUGCCCGAAGGCGUCGUGAAUCAGCCUGUCCUUGAAGAAGCCAUCAAGACGCUCAAAAAGGCCUACAUUGACAUCAAGAAGGCCUACCGCAUCUCUCCCGAGCGACAAGCGCGCGUCCAAGCCGCACUCGACAAAUAUCUCGGAACCCACAAAUACCAUAACUACACGGUCCACAAAAAGUUCAACGACAAAUCCGCCCAGCGCUACAUCAAAAGCUUCAAAGUCGCACCCAAACCCAUCAUCAUCAACGAUACUGAAUGGCUAAGCCUCAAAGUCCACGGCCAAAGCUUCAUGAUGCACCAGAUCCGCAAAAUGGUCGGCAUGGCCGCCCUAACAGUCCGCUGUGGUACCGAUCCCGCCAUCAUGGACAAGAGCUUUGGCAACGAAGUCGUGCGUAUUCCCAAAGCACCAGGAUUGGGUUUACUCCUUGAGCGCCCCGUUUUCGACUCUUAUAACGCCAAACUUGCCAAACAGCAUGCUCGCGAUCCCAUUGAUUUCAACAAGUACAAUGAUAAAAUUGAGGAGUUUAAGGAGAGGGAGAUUUAUCAGAGGAUUUUCCGCGAGGAGGCACAGGGAAAUCAGUUCAAUACCUUUUUCACUCAUCUGGAUAACUACAAGGAUCCACAGUUCCUGUACCUGACGUCUGGAGGUAUCGAGGCGACAAAGAGAAAGCGGGAGGAUAAGUCUGUACAGCGCAACUUUGAAGAGGAUUCUGAGGAUGAGAAUGCAAGUGGUGGAGAGGGCUAGGCCUUUUGAACAAGGACAGUGUAGCAGUGGGCACUUUCGAAACUUGGAAUCUAGAAUCGUGAUACCCACGUAGACAGUACAUGCAUUUGUUUAGAUGACUUAUGAGAGAGAAAAUAGGGGUGAUUGCAGCAUAUCCCUAAACACC